AUGCUGUACCUCGUGGGCCUCGGCCUCUCCGACGAGACAGACAUCACCGUCAAGGGGUUGGAGAUUGUCAAAAACGCCUCGAGGGUGUACCUGGAGGCCUACACCAGCAUCCUGCUCGUCGAGCAGUCCGAAGGCUACUAUGGACGGUCGAUAACCGUGGCCGACCGUGAAAUGGUCGAGUCCAACAGCGACGAGAUACUGCGCGGCGCGCAAAGCGAGGACGUCGCCUUUUGCGUCGUCGGCGAUCCGUUUGGCGCGACGACGCACACCGACCUCGUCAUCCGAGCGAGGGAACUCGGGAUCCCUGUCCGCACCGUGCCCAACGCGUCGAUCCUGUCGGGAAUCGGCGCCUGCGGCCUUCAGCUGUACAACUUUGGCCAGACGGUGUCCAUGGUCUUCUUCACCGACUCUUGGCGGCCGUCGUCGUUCUACGACCGAAUCAAGGAGAACCGAUCCAUCGGUCUGCACACCUUGGUCCUCGUCGACAUCAAGGUCAAGGAGCAGAGCUUGGAGAACAUGGCGAGGGGUAGGCUGAUCUACGAGCCGCCCCGGUACAUGACCGUCGGCCAAUGCGCCCAGCAGAUGAUUGAUGUCGAGGAGGAGCGCAAGGAGGGCGUGUACGGCCGGCACAGCUUGGCCAUCGGCGCCGCGCGCGUCGGCGGCAAGACGGAAAAGUUUGUCGCCGGCACCUUGGAGCAGCUGUGCAGCGCCGACGAGGAGCUCGGUCCUCCGCUUCACAGCUUGGUGCUGCUUGGGCGGCGAGCCCACGAACUGGAACACGAGUACGUGCGCCAGUUCGCCGUCGACAGAGACGAAUGGGAUCGUCUCUGGAAGGAAGACUAUGGCAAGCAGUAA
Molecule: messenger RNA, 855 nt
Organism: Drechmeria coniospora
Lineage: Eukaryota; Fungi; Ascomycota; Sordariomycetes; Hypocreales; Ophiocordycipitaceae
Product: putative methyltransferase DPH5
Exons: 3
Coding region: 1-855 (284 amino acids)
Biological process (GO): protein histidyl modification to diphthamide
Molecular function (GO): diphthine synthase activity
Source: RefSeq, a predicted model, not a curated record